UAGUCAUUCAAUAUUUUCGAUCUCUUCACCAAUCUUCUGCCGUCUGCAAGCGCGCGGUUGUUCAAUAAACAAUAUGGCAGAAUGUGAAUGUCCAAACGUCAAAGAACCAAGUGAAAAACCUGUUUGCAUUAUUACGCUAGGAAUGGCUGGCUCUGGUAAAAGUACAUUUGUACAGAGAAUCAACGCUCACCUUCAUGCAAGAAAAGAACCACCAUAUGUUGUGAAUCUUGAUCCAGCUGUCUAUGAAGUUUCAUAUCCCACCAAUAUUGAUAUUCGUGACACAAUAAAAUACAAAGAAGUGAUGAAGCAGUAUAGAAUGGGUCCUAAUGGUGGGAUAAUGACGUCAUUGAAUAUGUUUGCCACACGAUUUGGACAAGUAAUUGAUUAUAUUGAGAAAAGGUCUUCGGAGUUCAAACAUGUCUUAUUUGAUACUCCUGGUCAAAUCGAAGUUUUUACGUGGUCAGCAUCUGGAGCUAUCAUCACUGAGUCCCUCGCCUCGUCAUUCCCCACUGUGGUUGCUUACGUCAUGGAUACGUCACGAUGUGUAAAUCCCGUGACCUUCAUGUCCAACAUGCUUUAUGCCUGUAGCAUCAUGUAUCGCACAAAACUUCCUUUUAUUGUUGUCUUGAAUAAGACAGAUAUCGUUGAUCAUAAAUUUGCUCAGGAAUGGAUGAGUGAUUUCACUGCAUUUCAAGAAGCCCUUUCCCAAGAGACUUCGUACAUUUCCAGUUUAUCCAGUUCGCUCAGUCUUGUUUUGGACGAGUUCUACGUAGGAUUACGAAGUGUUGGUGUCUCGUCAAUGACCGGUGCUGGUGUUGAUGAUUUUUUCAAAGCUGUUCGCGAAGCUGUUGUUGAAUACAAAACAGAUUAUAAACCUGAGUAUGAGAGACUAAAAAAAGAAAAAAAAGACUCGAUGGAAAAGUCAAAGAAUGAACAACUUGAAAAAUUGCGCAAUGAUAUAGGGCGUGGUGAUUCGGUUCCCAUGGAAACCUGGAUGCCCACAGAGAAGCAGUUGCCAACGAAGAAGAAUCCUGAAAUCAGCCUUGGCGCGUGUGACGACCGGGAUGAAAACAUGGCUGAGGAGGAAGAAACUUCCGACGAUCUUUUAGACCAAGAAUCAUUUAAACGUUUCCUUAGCCGAGAACAUGAAAAAUCGACCAAAACGUAAUUUACAUUUGAUACAUGCAAAGAUACCACAUCACAUGGGAAGACAAAGUUUCUCCAAUCCGUGCAACAAGUUAUGGUCUGAUCAUCAACUGAUUUCUUAUUAAGAAAUGAAGUAAAACCUAGACAUGACCAUCGUUGAUUGUUUACGUCAUAGAGAUGUCAAACAAGGGUUGAAUAGUGUAAAAUUAUAGUCAUUGAUAUUGAUGUAAAACAAAGAGAUUUUCGGAGAUUUGAA
Xenia sp. Carnegie-2017 is the source of this 1402-nucleotide messenger RNA. Its product is annotated as GPN-loop GTPase 1-like. NCBI's taxonomy places the organism in Eukaryota, Metazoa, Cnidaria, Anthozoa, Malacalcyonacea, Xeniidae. Gene Ontology annotation, molecular function: GTPase activity. The record is from RefSeq and is a predicted model, not a curated record. The transcript has 5 exons. Bases 74 to 1168 code for a protein of 364 amino acids.